AUGCUGGCAGAGGAGAGCGGCAGAAGGGACUGCUCUCGGGACCGCCGCGGCCGCCCCCUCCGUGUUCCUCGGGCACUUCUCGGGACUGGAGACUCGGCGUCGCCGCCCAGCUCCGGCGGGCUGCAACAGUUAGCUCCCGGCCCCAGCCUGGUCCGUUGGGCGCGCGAGCGGCGGCGGGCGGGCGGGCGCUCCUCCCCCGUGCCUGCCCCGGGCGGGCGCGCGCCCCGCCCGCCGCUCGCGCGCGCCCGCGUCCUGUCCCGGCGCCCGCGCCGCCGCCCCGGACGCGAGCGGGGGACCCCGCCGACUGAGCGUGCCAGGACCGGGGAGAGCGCGGCCGGGGCCUCCCAGAGACCGGCCGGGGCCGGCAGUGGAGGGCGGGGUCCCCUCCGGAUGGAAGGAGACAAGCCCGCCAACCUGGGACCCCAGGCGCGCAGGUUCCCUUUGGGGGGUGGGCCCUUGGACUGUCCGAACUGUGACCGGGUAAGGACCAGCCACCGCCAUGGUCAUGGCAAAGGAUUCCGUAACCACCGUGCCUGGGUCUGCCCUCAACAGCAACGUGGAAUCUUGGGCCACGCAGCAGGCCGGGGAGAUUGGCCGCGGCUCUUUGGAAGAAGCGUGCACGUGGAGUGCUCUCCGGGAGCAUCCGAAGCAGCAACUGUAUCUAUGACACAAUUCCACCGUACUUUUUACAAAAAGCAACCGAUAAAGCCAGCCUGCCUGCAAAGAAGGCUGCGCUUCCAUCCAUGUCCUACAUUUUCCUGAAACAGGCCCCAUGCAAGGAAGACUGCAGAAGUCCCGCACCGUCUGUGACUAAGGGUUCGUUCUUAGAAAUACUUCUUGUUCACAGAUACAAAUCACAUUCUCCAACAUUAGUUUCAUCCAAAAUAAAGGUUAUAUCUCAAGAGGCAAAAUAGCAUAGUGGUUAUAGGUGUGUAGACACUGGAGCCAAACUGGUUAAUACCCCAGAUUUGCCACUCAAUAUAACCAUGUGACUUGGGGCAAGUCACUCAACUUCCCUGUGCUUCAAUUUCUCCAUCUACAAAAUGGGACUAACGGUCUCUACUCAUAGAGUUGUCAUGAAGAUUUAGGUCGUACAUAUAAAGCACCUGGAACAGUGCCUGUUGCAAAAUAAGUGCUCU
This is a messenger RNA of Zalophus californianus (California sea lion), 1139 nucleotides long. Its product is annotated as translation initiation factor IF-2-like. The record is from RefSeq and is a predicted model, not a curated record. NCBI's taxonomy places the organism in Eukaryota, Metazoa, Chordata, Mammalia, Carnivora, Otariidae. The transcript has 4 exons. The coding region runs from base 1 to 762 and encodes 253 amino acids.